CUUCGUAUUUCCGGGCCAUGUUCAGUUCUGAUAUGUCAGAGAGUCAGACGGGCGUCUUGAACCUUCCCACAGUGUCGUUAUCAGUGUUCGAAGACAUAACCAAAAUGUGUUUGUGUGGAAUCAAUCUAGUGAGUGAAGACAACUAUAUGGAGGUAAUAGAUGCUGCUGCGAUGAUGCAGCUUGACAACAUCAAACAGCUCUGUGUACUACACCUGAAGGAAGGACUGACUCUAACUGAUAAAAACUGUCUGGGUUGGUGGAGACUUCUGAAAAUGUACAAUUAACACGACUUGUCCAACAGAGCUUUUUUAUAUAUGGCUGAGAAAUUUGCUGAUUUUGUUCAAACAGAAAAUGUUGUUCAGCUGUCAAAGGACGAAUUGCUGGAAAUAAUUUCCAAAGAAGAGAUGGAAUGUACAGAAGACAUCAUUCUGAAAGGCGUCAUGCAGUGGAUUGACCAUAAUAACCCGGAACAAGAUGGAGGCAAAGUUAUUUUUGAAAACGUGCUUCUCGAUAUUGUAGAUUCACAGUUUCUGAUUGAUGACGUCACAUUUUCAGACGUUGUUUGUAAAACCAAAUCUGUCCAGGUAAUGAUACAAAAAGUUCUACGUUCACCAUAUCGAGUGUCGGCUCGUUCAAGAGUCAGUACUAAAAUACGUGAUGUCUUCGUUCUCCAUCAUAACAACACGUCACUACUGUCUUGUUUCACGUCACACAACAAGUGGAAGUACGUCCCACCAGGUCCAGUAGAUCCUGGAACUUGGUAUUCAGCAGGAGGUUUGGACGACAAGAUCUAUAUCACUGGUGGAUAUAACAAGACGAAAUGUACACUAAUUUAUGACACCAUUACGAAAGUGUGGACAGUAGGUCCAGAUCUCACACAUGAUCACUGCUAUCACUGUAUGGCCACAGCUAACUCUCAAGUGUACUCGAUAGGUGGUUGGUAUAGCACCACAACAGAGGUACUGAGGGAGAGUGAGAUGCGCUGGCACGUUGUUGGAGAUUUGGGAGUUACACGAUAUCACACUUUCGCUGUUACAGUUGGUGAGAACAUUCUGUUAUGGGAGGAUAUACAGUCUCAGGCGGAUCAGAUAUUAUCCAGUGUUUCAACACCAGAAUUCACACUGUCAGUCAGCUGAACACAAAGUUACCAUGUAGCUCAUGGUCACUAAGAGGCUCUGUUCACCUCCCAGAUGUUUAUCUGUUAGACAACGACCGCCACGUGAUGCACCUGCAGGUCACCAACACAGAUGGCGACAUCCAGAUUCUGGUUAAAUCCAGAGUGGAAUGGAAAUCAUUUAAUUUUCGUUUUGGUGUAACACAACGAGAUGGAAGCUUGCUGUGUUUGACAAAAGAUGGAAUCAGCAAAUUCAACCUCGAUGAAGGUAAAGAAGAACAGAGUAUAUCCCCUAAGUCACCUAGAAGUGGCAUAGUCUACAAUGUGUGCACGAAGCCAUCUGGGAAAACAUCAGGAUGAUUGUUUAUUGAUUAAUCUCAGUGGGAGGGCUCGCCUCGUGUUCUGAGACAACAUUAGUGUUACAAACAAAGCCAGGCCUACUGAACACACUGUAAGGAUUCUUCUUUAAUAUUAGGGGGAGAGCUGGCCUCGUGUUCUGAGACAAGAUAAGAGUUACAAACAACACCAGGGAUACUGAACUCACUGUAAGCAUUCUUCAUUACUCUCCGUGGGAGAGCUCGCCUGAUGUUCUGAGACAACACUAGUGUUACAAACAACACCUGUCCUACUGAACACACUGUACGUUUCCCAAGUCACCUAGAAGUGUGGACGUUUACAGUGUGUGUACGGUGUCCUCUGGGAAAAUAUUGUAAUAGUUGUUCCAGGAAUAAUCUCAGUGUGAGGGGUCGCCUUGUGGUCUGAGAGGAAAUAAAAGACUUAGUUCUACAAACAAAGCAUUGUGAACGCUGUAAUAAUCUCAGUGUGAGAGGUCGCCUCGUGGUCUGAGAUGAAAUAAAAGACUUUGUUCUACAAACAAAGCAUUGUAAACGCUGUAAUAAUCUCAGUGUGAGAGGUCGCCUCGUCGUAUGAGAGGAAAUAAAAGACUUAGUUCUACAAACAAAGCAUUGUAAACGCUGUAAUAAUCUCAGUGUGAGAGGUCGUCUCGUGGUAUGAGAGGAAAUAAAAGACUUAGUUCUACAAACAAAGCAUUGUGAACGCUGUAAUAAUCUCAGUGUGAGAGGUCGUCUCGUGGUAUGAGAGGAAAUAAAAGACAUAGUU
Gigantopelta aegis is the source of this 2233-nucleotide messenger RNA. RefSeq names its product kelch-like protein 25. The transcript is spliced from 2 exons. The record is from RefSeq and is a predicted model, not a curated record. Gene Ontology annotation, molecular function: protein binding. Bases 315 to 1136 code for a protein of 273 amino acids. Lineage: Eukaryota; Metazoa; Mollusca; Gastropoda; Neomphalida; Peltospiridae.